GGGGGAGGAGACAUUAGUCUACAAGAAAGGAAAUGGGCCAAUCAUUGACCUUUCCUUUCAAUACCCAACAAAUGCAAAACAAGUGGGGGGGGCGAAAAAAAGGAAAACUCGAGCAUCCGCCCCCAUCAGGUAUGCAAAGGACCCCCCACCAAGGGCAAAUCUUCAAAAAAGUGUGGAAAACUUAGCCCCUCCUCCUCUAAACUAGGGAUGCAUCAAGGACCCCAGGGAGAUCAUUUUACUGCAUUUACGUUUUUUACGUCAAAAUGACAUCAAGUCAAAUGAACUCAUCUCCAAAAUCCAGUUAUCAAUCAGGUUAUCAGCCUGGAACUUUUAAACCUAAAAAAUCUUAAUAUGGUGGAAACAAGGCCAAUCAAAACGGAAUUAAGAUAAUUAGUGAUCGUGUAGUGCAAUAUAACAGUGAUGAGAAAAGAUCAAUUGAAAAAAUAGUGAAAAAAGUGAAACUCCAAAGACAUGAGAUUUCCAAGACAGGUCCUGUCAUAAAUAUUGACUUUGACCUUCAAAAGGUUGAAAAGAAGAAGAAAAACUCAGCCAGACGAUUGGGCCAUAAAUCACCCGGUAGCACUCAAAGUGGCUCUAAAAUCCUGAAAGUCAAUAAUAAAAAAACAAGUGAAAUUAUGCAAGUGAGUACAGAAGAAAAAAAGUUAUGGAUUAAUAUGUUAGAAAAAGAUCUUGAUUUAUUCAAUCAAGUGAACUGCAUUGAUAAGAAAAAGGAUCUGAAAAAAAUACAGGCUCGCGAAAAACGUUUAAAACUCGCGGAAAAAAAGAAGGCCGACUUUAUCGCUCGCGAAAAACGUCGCGAACUAGCUAAGGAAAAACAAAGACAAUUUAGAGCUCGCGAAUCAGAAAAAAAUCGAUCCAAGGACAACACAUCGAAGGAUAUCAUCCCUGAGCCCAUGAUGGAAUUGGAUUCAUCGAUCGAGAUCAUUCCCAGCACCCCAUCAGUGAUCAAUUUAAUCCUGGAACGCGAGGGUGAAGAUGCUCAGCAUGGAUCAUUGAAUUUCGCGACCUCAACCCCGAAAAAACCGCGAAAAUCUAUCGAGGAAAUCGAGGCCGUUCUAGUCGCGUUGGGCGCGAAUCUAGAACAAAGGAAUCGCGAGGACGAUUACGGAGGGCGAUGGGCUCCAACGCAGCGCCAAAAAGAGCUUGAUCAAAUUGCGAUGCAAUUGGAUCAAAGCGGGAAUGAUGAUGAUGAUGAAGGAUUGGCCCUCCAGAGUCUUGAUUUUACCCCGUUAUCACCCAGUAACCGUUCGGGUUAAAAAUUCAUUAAACAUGUCUGUAUUUUUUUGAAUACCUGAAAUAAAAGUCAUACAUUUUAUUGCAUUACCUGUGAGUCUUGACUUUUUUUUAUUGCUAGGCAAGACCCAAUAUUCCCUCUCCUGUCCCCAGCCCUUUUUUUUCACGUAGAAGCUAGGAGAAAUUUCUCUCUCGCUUCUUCUUCGUCGGCGUCCUGUAGUCUUUCGUUUAUUGUCUCUUUCCUUCUCGUUGUUUAGAGGGUUUAGAGAACAAUUUUGACUUUUUCCUCGUCUUUCCUACAUAAAUCCUUACCCCCAUCUCCCUCUAACUUACGGUUUAGAGGGUUGAGGGCGAAAUAGUGGGGCAGAAGUUAUAUAAACCGUGAGGUUCCACUA
Molecule: messenger RNA, 1649 nt
Organism: Diachasmimorpha longicaudata
Lineage: Eukaryota; Metazoa; Arthropoda; Insecta; Hymenoptera; Braconidae
Exons: 2
Coding region: 636-1277 (213 amino acids)
Source: RefSeq, a predicted model, not a curated record